This is a messenger RNA of Porites lobata, 3095 nucleotides long. NCBI's taxonomy places the organism in Eukaryota, Metazoa, Cnidaria, Anthozoa, Scleractinia, Poritidae. The record is from the annotation of a GenBank genome assembly.
GAAACUUCGAGAGGAACACGACAAGAGGAUCGUCGCAGCUUACUAGCGGUUUAGCGAGUCCCGGAGCUUUUCAUAUCCUGAAACUCGGUAGGUUGUGAUGAAGUAAGAUUUUUGUCCUUAAGAUUAUCUUACGCUAAAAGUAGAAUAUAUAGGCAGCUAAGCUGCAACAAAAACUGUAUUAGGUAAACGUUGUUUAGAACAAAGUUAUGCUUUAAUUUGCAUGAGCAGUAUCAACAUUUUUUUGCAAAAUCGGAGACAAUAGGGCCAUUUAUACGAGAAAAAAGGAGACGCGUCUUAAAUAAGACGCGAACUUUCCGUAUAAACGGCACAUUUCGUCUAAAAUAAGACGCGGCUUAGCUAAGACGCGUCUUAUUAGAUAAGACAUGCUCAUAUAAAUGGUACAGUUCGCGUCUUAUUUAAGACGCGUCUUAUGUAAGACGCGUCUUAUUUUUCCUCGUAUAAAUGGCCCCAAUGUUCCUUAAUUUUGGACACGAUCAGGAUACCAGCCAGUUCUGAAUUUAAGGCUUGACCCAAAUGAGAAAAAGAAAGUAUGUUUUUAUGAUAUACUGAGCUCAGUUAUUUCAACAACAUCUUUUCUUUUCCCUCGAAAGUCACUCAAUGUUGAAAUCGUUGCAUAUCAGUGUGGGAUUCUCAUAUUCACCUUACAGGUUCUUAAUUUCUUUUUAUUCAAUGUUUUCUUUUGUUUAUAAACAACAUAUCCACCUUUAAAUAUUUCCCACCGAAAGAGAAUACAACGACAAAAGUUCAAAAUACUGUUUAACCUUUGAUUAAAAUAAUUUGAAUGUUUAUUUUCGUUUUAUUUUUCUUCUUGACGCGCUGUUGAGGCGUUUUGGAGCAAGUUACGUCGCUGGACAGACUGGCAAACACACAAGCAGCUAAAGUUAAAAAAAAGCUGUCUAGUGCUUGGGCUUUUUUUCUCUACUAGCUUGCUUUGUAUGUUUUUUGUUGUUGCUGUUGCUUUGUUUGGCUAUUUUUUUCACGUAUAUAAUGAAUGAACAGGAAGUCUAAUAUUUGAUAUUUUACAGAUGAGGGUAAGCCGGGAAUUUUCUUUCUCUGUUUCAUGUUACUUAUUGCCUUUUUUUGUCGGAGGUUAUUCUUGGGGUUUUCCCCUCUGUUUCCCUUUUCCUAGCAAAACUACUCACUCUAAAAUUAUACCUUAAUUUUCUUUGCCUUCUUCGUUUUAGCUUUUUUUAUGACUACCAUGUCUGACCGUGUCACACUGUGUCUACCAACAAGCAACAUACAAACACGCUCUGUUCGAAGCCAAUCAUUUAACCCCCCUCCCACGCUUGGAUGUCACCGCUCAAGAAGGACACUUAGUCUUCCCGCCCGAGAGAAGCCGAUCAUUCCUCCGGCGAUCACAGAAAGUUCCGAAUGCGCUCCGUUGGUUCACGACCAGUAUUCCGAGGAAAUGCAGAGGCAUUUACAAGGAGAAGGUUGCGAUAUUGGUAAUGUUAUGCUCUAGUCCAUGUUCCCAGUGGCACCCAACGAGAAUAUUGUUCAAAACCACUUAAACAUAGCAUUGUUGAACGUAUUUAAGUAUUUAAACGAUAGAUAUAGGCAUACUUUUAUUCCCUUAAAAUUUUUUCAUCUGUUCGGAUUUCCUAGCUGAAAGUCUAGUGAUCCGAAAACUAUAGGAUCAAAACUUACCUUUUCGAAAAUUUCGGCCAGAAAAAAGGCUCCCUAAACUUCUAGGUGACCUUUUUAGGGAAAAAAAUCCGUUAAAAAUGAGCAAUUAUACCAUUUUUAGAAGGUUCGAGAAUCCUAGGAGAGGCAGGUAAGCAAAAAAUUUAACAACAAAUGUUCCGAAAAUUCUAGAUCUCAAAUCACGCUUUCCGAACAGAUAUUUUCCAAAACUUGUCGUUGGGUGCCCCUGAUGUUCCCUCUCCUCGCUCCAUUUUUUACCAGAUAUACACCUCCCUUCUUUCCCUGGACUAUCUACUUUCCCUGAUCUAUAUCAGCCUUAUAACGAGACUUUUUAUUGUCAGUGUCCUAAUUAAAAUAACCGGCGCUCAGGGCUUUAGGGGCUAGUCACGAGUAUAUUGCUGUUUUAGGUCAAUUCUGUGCUGAAAUCACUACUUACUGAGUUUACCUAGACAGAAAAGCUCCUGUAUGUAACGUUAUGAAUAAGAUAUUAACAAAUGUCAUUAGCUCUAACCAUCCUUUCCAUCCUUGUCAUCCUUUGCAAAAAAAAGUAAAAAAGUUCCAAUCAAACUGGUCCAUUAUUUUUGGAAUUCAAUUGAUGGGAAAAAAAGUUUGAAUUUUUAAGGAAGGUCGCAAAUAGCGUGACGUAGACUGUUUUGUAACAUUUCAUAUUACAUAAGCCCCUGCAGUAUUGUGUAGCAAUGCAUUGUUUCUUCUAAGCCUAAUCAGCGUGCAUUGUAAAAUAGCAUUGUUUGUAUGCCCAUGGGCUAAGUGUUCUUAGCAUAUACUGCUCGAGUAUGGCAUAAUGUAUCCAUUCGGAGUGUACACGUCAAGUGCAAGUCGUGUAGCUUAGUCGGUAGAACGCAAGGCUGCAGACUGCGGUAGGUCGUGGAUUAGUUCUCCAGACUGGAAGUGAACUCAGAAGAAAAGAAGGUGCUGUACCACUAAUUCUAUGCAAACAUCUGUCUUCGCGUGGCUCGCGUGACUAAGUAGAUAUAGCGGUCCCGUCUGUAGUAAGAAACUAAAAAACCAAUGUUUUUGAUUAAUAUAGUCGUGUUAGACCCUGUUUACAUGGAGUGUGGGACCCAGGUUUAAUGGGGUAGGUUUCUUUUGUUUUGUGUCCCCCAGAGCGUGAAAACAAAAGAAACCAACCCUACUAGACCGGGGUCCCCCACUCUAUGUAAACAGGCCCUUAAUUACAAGUAGGUUUUAUUUCCACUUUUUCUUCCAGGUUGGUUCGCCCCUAUACUCGGCUUGCUGUUGAGCCUAUUGCUGUUUGCUUGGGCGUGUCUACUCUCACUCACCGAGGAAGAACAAAAAGCCUUAUUCACAUAAAAAUGCAAAAAAAAGUGCUUUGGUACUGAAGAGAUUACACCUUUGAACAAAAUAAAGGCUAAAUUCAAAAAGAACCUCAGGACCAGGAGAGGAAA